Molecule: messenger RNA, 4137 nt
Organism: Macaca mulatta (Rhesus monkey)
Lineage: Eukaryota; Metazoa; Chordata; Mammalia; Primates; Cercopithecidae
Gene: VWA5A
Product: von Willebrand factor A domain containing 5A
Source: RefSeq, a predicted model, not a curated record
GGAAGAGUGGGGGCAAGGGUGCAGAAUAGCAAGUUUUCCUCAACGGAGGAUUUUUUUCUGAGCUUAGAAUCAGGAAGUGAAGGCUAUUUCCUUGUAGGGGACACCCUCUGCGUCUCUCUCUUUUACUCAAGCCACCGUUGCCCAGCCUGUUCUACCAGACAACUUGCCCAGGUCAGAGGUCUGCGUAGAAGCCCUUUUCUGAGCAUCCUCUUCUCUCCUCACACCUGCCGCUGUCCUCUGCAUUGCUGUCAAAUUAAAUCUUGCAUCACCAUGGUGCACUUCUAUGGCCUACUCACCCUCCAACGGGAGCCAGUGCCACUGAAGAGUAUCUCUGUGAGCGUGUCCAUUUACGAGUUUGUGGCUGAUGUGUCUGCAACUUUGAACUAUGAGAACGCGGAGAAAGUUCCUUUGGAGGCCGUCUUUCUGUUCCCCAUGGAUGAAGACUCUGCUGUUUACAGCUUUGAGGCCUUGGUGGAUGGGAAGAAAAUUGUAGCAGAAUUACAAGACAAGAUGAAGGCCCGCACCAACUACGAGAAAGCCAUCUCCCAGGGCCACCAGGCCUUCUUAUUGGAGGAGGACAGCAGCUCCAGGGAUAUCUUCUCUUGCAAUGUGGGUAACCUCCAACCUGGGUCGAAGGCCUCAGUCACCCUGAAGUAUGUGCAGGAGCUGCCUCUGGAAACAGAUGGGGCUCUGCGCUUUGUCCUCCCAGCUGUCCUGAAUCCUAGAUACCAAUUCUCUGGGUCGUCGAAGGACAGUUGCCUUAAUGUGAAGACUCCUAUAGUCCCUGUGGAGGACCUGCCCUACACACUCAGCAUGGUCGCCACCAUAGAUUCCAAGCAUGGCAUUGAGAAGGUCCAAUCCAACUGCCCCUUGAGUCCCACUGAGUACCUAGGAGAAGACAAGGCUUCCGCUCAGGUUUCCCUGGCUGCUGGACACAAGUUUGAUCGGGACGUGGAACUCCUGAUUUACUACAGUGAGGUGCAUACCCCCAGCGUGGUUUUGGAGAUGGGGAUGCCUAAAAUGAAGCCAGGUCGUUUGAUGGGAGAUCCAUCCGCAAUGGUGAGUUUCUAUCCAAAUAUCCCGGAAGAUCAACCAUCAAAUACCUGUGGAGAGUUUGUCUUCCUCAUGGACCGCUCAGGAAGUAUGCAGAGCCCCAUGAGUAGCCAGGAUACAUCUCAGCUGCGCAUCCAGGCAGCCAAGGAAACACUGAUUUUGCUGCUGAAGAGUUUACCUAUGGGCUGUUAUUUCAACAUCUAUGGAUUUGGCUCUUCCUAUGAGGCAUACUUUCCGAAGAGUGUGAAGUACACUCAGCAAACAAUGGAGGAGGCUCUGGGGAGAGUUAAGCUUAUGCAGGCCGACCUAGGGGGCACUGAAAUCUUGGCACCACUCCAGAACAUUUACAGAGGACCCUCCAUCCCAGGCCACCCCCUACAGCUUUUUGUCUUUACAGAUGGAGAAGUUACAGACACGUUUAGUGUAAUUAAAGAAGUUAGGAUCAACAGACAGAAACACAGGUGUUUCUCAUUCGGUAUCGGAGAAGGUGCCUCCACCAGCCUAAUAAAAGGUAUUGCCCGGGCAUCAGGCGGCACCUCAGAAUUUAUCACAGGCAAAGACAGGAUGCAGUCCAAGGCUCUCAGGACUCUGAAACGCUCUCUGCAGCCUGUGGUAGAGGAUGUCUCUCUGAGCUGGCAUUUGCCUCCUGGUCUGUCUGCUAAAAUGCUUUCCCCAGAACAGACCGUCAUCUUUAGGGGUCAGAGAUUAAUCAUCUAUGCCCAACUGACCGGGAGGAUGCCAGCAGCAGAGACAACAGGAAAAGUAUGCCUCAAAUACACACUCCAGGGCAAGACUUUUGAGGAUAAAGCAACAUUUCUUCUACAACCCAAGCCUGAUGUCAACUUCACCAUUCACCGCCUUGCUGCCAAGUCCUUGCUCCAGACCAAGGACAUGGGCCUCAGGGAGACUCCAGCAAGUGAUAAAAAAGAUGCAUUGAACCUCAGCCUUGAGUCUGGUGUCAUAAGCUCCUUCACAGCUUUCAUUGCUAUCAAUAAGGAGCUCAACAAGCCAGUUCAGGGGCCUCUGGCUCAUAGGGACAUCCCAAGGCCAAUGCUGUUGGGUGCUUCUACCCCAUUGAAGAUAAGAUGCCGAUCAGGUUUUCGAAAGGCCUUACCCUCCGACCGUCCUCCUUCUGCAUCUCAGCCCAUAAGGAGAGUUAUGUGUUGUGAGGCCGUCUCAUUCCAGGUGGACAAUUACAGUCUCUGUGGGUUGAUAAAUCACAAGGACCGGCACAGUCCAGGCUUUGGAGAGAAUCAUCUUGUGCAGCUGAUUUACCACCAAAAUGCAAAUGGUUCCUGGGAUCUGAAUGAAGAUCUAGCCAAGGUCCUAGGUGUGAGUUUGGAAGAAAUAACGGCUGCACACCCUGCUGAGCUUGUGGAUUCCUCAGGCUGGGCCACCAUCCUGGCUGUGAUCUGGCUGCAUGGCAAUGGUAAGGACUUGAAGUGUGAAUGGGAGCUUCUGGAAAGGAAGGCCAUGGCCUGGAUGCGUGUCCAUGCAGGUAGGAGCACAAUCCUAAGGCCUGUCUCCUUCCCCUUCCCUGGCCUGGCAGAAGGUUACCACAAGAGAGUCCCAUUGUCACCUGUCUCCACCAUCCUGCUUCAGAUCUUUACUAAUCUGCCUGCUAGUUCUUUUCUUGGGGGGACAAGGGUGAAAUCUUAAAUUGGGGACAAGGUAGGCGGGUGAGUAGGGAGGGAGAGGGACACGAAUGGGGAGUGUGAACUGUGAGAAGGACAAGUGGCAUUGAUUCUCCUUACUGUCUCAGUACCAAGCUGAGUAGAAGACUAGAGUUGGAGUGUAUUCUCCUGGCUGUUUGUUAUCUCACUGCAGCUGAGUGUAUCUGGGGCCAGAGAAGAUUCAAGGAGAAUCUGGGCAGUAAGAGGAGAAAAAGCAGGGAUAUUGAGGACAGAGAAAAGCACAACUCCUAGAUGAUCUGGGAGGUUUGGAGGAGCCUCUCAUUGCGAUCCUUCAUCCCUGAUUCUUGUUUUUCCUCACCACAGGCUCCACCAUGCCUUUGGUUGUGAAAGCUGCUAUUACUUUCCUGAAGUCAUCUGUGGAUCCUGCUAUCUUUGCCUUUUGAAGAUACCAUCCAGAAAAAGAAGUGCCUUUAAUUUGCUACUGUCAUUUCCUCUAUUAUCACUUCUUCUGUGAUAAUGUGUUCUUGUGUUUUAUAACUCUUUAUUUUUUGCCAUGAAAGUAAAGGAUGCUUACUCCACUUUGCUUCUCUGCUCCAGGUUCACUUUGGAUAUGAUCUUUCUUUUCCCAACAUAUCCCCUCAGAAAAGUGACAGUGGUCCCAGAACCUAUUCCCUUUCUUGAAGGAGUUCAAACCAUGCGUAGGCUUGUAAUGUUCCUCCCAGGGUUUCCAGGGAAACAACAUGAAAAACAGGUGACAUGAACUACAGACUAAAGAUUGCAGCCUUGAUGUUAGGGAAUGCCUGAACUAGAGAAUUUUCUGCAUUAUCUUUGUCUGUUCACUUUCUAUCUUAUAUACUUGUCAGGACUAUACUGGUAAGCUUUGAAGUUUUCCGUGUGUAGGAGGAGUUAGAGGGAAGUUGAAAGCCAACAUCUGGAUCAAUGUAAUGUCAAGAUCACAAAAAGAGAGACUCCAGGGGUCCUCUGUGAGAGGUGGCACUGUUGGGGACCUUCCUGAUUCAUUCUGCCUGGGCUUUGCUAGCCUGCACAACCUACAUGCCUUUUCUUCCACUGCCUGAAAGACUUGGUUUGAACUCUAAUUGUUGGAGAGAGAUGUUCCUCCUUAAUCAUGAAACACCUUAGGAAGAAGUCUAUAAUGCAAUCCUUAGUCCUACCCUGAACCUAUGAGUCCUCUAAGUCAGGCCCUGAUCUAGUGCAGUAAAGGGAAGGGUGGGCUUAAUGGGAGCUUUGCCUGGGACCUGAACCUGGAGGACUUACCACAUUAGGAAGAAAGGAACUCCCCAUGAUCGCUCCUGACCCUUGUGUCUCAUGUACCCUAUCCUAGUGGAAAUGAUCCUGUUUGAUAUGCUAUCCCUUAAAAUAACUCAUAUCAAUGCUGUCCCUUAAAAUAACUUGUAUCAAUAUUAAAACGACUAUUUCUACCCUUUGAUGA